Messenger RNA from Leptosia nina, 1779 nucleotides. Lineage: Eukaryota; Metazoa; Arthropoda; Insecta; Lepidoptera; Pieridae. The record is from the annotation of a GenBank genome assembly.
AUGAUAAAAAACGGAAACAGCGUUGUAUUUGAGAGAGAUAAGUGUCUCAUUAAAAACAAAUUGGAUGAAUUAGUUGCAGAAGCAUAUCUGGUUGAUGGAGUGUAUAAAUUGAAAAUACAAACACAGAAUUGUUUAUUGACAGCAGUCAGUGGAGAAACAUGGCACAGACGGCUUGGCCAUAUCAAUAGCACAGAUAUGAACAAGAUGAAGACGUGUGGACUGGUAGAAGGACUAGAUUAUCCUGAUGGGUUCGUUAUAAGCAAAUCCAGCUGUCAAACAUGCUGCGAGGGGAAGCAAUCUAGAUUACCAUUUAAUUCUGGAUCACGAGCCACAGAAACUCUUCAAAUCAUUCAUUCUGAUGUCUGUGGCCCCAUGGAGACAGUGUCAAUGGGCGGUGCUUGUUAUUUUUUGAUAUUUGUUGAUGAUUACACCAGGAUGACCUUUAUUUACUUUCUAAAGGCUAAGAGUGAGGUGAUAAAUUAUUUCAAAGAAUUCAAAUCGAUGGCUGAGAAUUCACAGAAUAAGAAAAUCAAAAUCUUGCGUACAGAUAACGGCUGCGAGUACAGCAAUAAUGUUUUUGAAUAUUUCUUGAAGAAAGAGGGUAUUGUACAUCAAAAAACAAAUCCCUACACACCUGAGCAAAAUGGACUGAGUGAACGGUCAAACAGAACCAUAGUAGAGAGAGCACGAUGCUUACUUUUCGAAGCCGAUCUAAAAAAGGAAUUUUGGGCAGAAGCUGCUAACACAGCUGUCUAUUUGAAGAACAGAUCAGUAACUUCAGGUAUUGAAAAGACUCCCUAUGAGAUGUGGACCAAGAGGAAACCAGAUUUACAGCAUAUUCGUAUAUUUGGAAGCCAAGUUAUGGUACAUAUACCUAAAGAAAAAAGAACAAAGUGGGAUAAAAAAUCAAAGUUGCAUAUACUAGUUGGUUUCAGUGAAAAUGUGAAAGGUUACAGAAUUUAUGAUCCCGUCAAAAGAAAUGUGACUACAAGUAGAGAUGUUGUGAUUAUGGAGAAGCUGAGAACUACAGAAACUGUAACUAUUCCAGUAGUGGAGACCACAGAUUCAGUGGGGGAAUUGUUGGAGGAAUCUGCGGUGAAGACAGAAUUUCUUCACAAUCAGUCCAGUUCCAGUGAGUGUGAUUACUCAGAAAGCCUAAAUAAUUCUUUCCAUAAAAAAAAGGAAGAGAGUGACAAGAAAGAGAAAGAAGAAGAAGCAAACAAUGUACCUCAGACAAAUGAAGAACCAAAGAAACAGCUAAGAAAAAGACCGGAAAGAUAUGGGUUUGCAAAUAUGAGUACUACAUCUAUAGGAGACAAUGAACUGACUUAUGCGGAGGCUAUCAGCGGUCCUGAGAGCCAACAAUGGCUGCAGGCAAUGGCAGAAGAGCUGCAGUCAUUCGAUGAUAACCAAGUUUGGGAGAUAGUCGAUGCUCCAGAUAGUGCUAGUGUAGUGCAGUGUAAAUGGGUCUUAAAAAAGAAAAUAGAUUGUGACAAUAAAGUGCGACAUCGUGCCAGACUUGUAGCAAAAGGUUUCACUCAGAGGGCUGGUGUGGACUAUGAUGAAACUUUUUCCCCAGUGAUUAGGCACUCAACCUUGCGUUUACUUUUUUCUUUAAGUGUGCAGUUAGAUAUGAAUGUUACUCACUUAGAUGUCACAACAGCUUUUCUUAAUGAUUAUUUGAAAGAGAGUAUAUUUAUGUACUUGCCAGAAGGUUUUCCUAAUAAAGAGCCAAAUAAAGUAAUGAAAUUAAAAAAGGCUGUUUAUGGCUUAAAAUAA